ACAAAAGCAUAUAUAUAUAAGAGAACGAAGAGAACCACUUACUUGGUCUUCGGUGCUUUUUUGCUUUGACUUUUGAUUUGACUUUGCUCUUGUCUUUACUGCCUCUAUCCUCCUCUGUCUCUUCUCUCAUCUCAUCUCCUCUCCUCUCCUCUCGCCGGUGUUGUGCGAGUUUUCUCUGCUUCUGAAGAUUCGGAGCGGUCAAGGUUAGCUGCUGCCUCUCUCCUUCAAGAGCCUGCCUUGCCUCACCUGAUUGGUCACGUUACCUGUCUGGAUUCGGAGUUCCGUCUUCUUCAAGAAGUCAACGAUGACACCCUCAGCCAUCACUCCUCCGCCUCCAGCAGCAGCUCUUGAGAGCAACGCCAAUGGCCUGGAUGAGAUCGCCUCUAUACCCAACGGGGAGGUGAAUGGGGUUAAUCAUGUUCAGCCCUCCUCUGCUGAGGCUGAACCACAACUCCCCAAUGGCAAUGGCCACACCGUCCCCACCGUCCCCGCCCUCUCCUCCUCCUCUGCUGAGGCUGAACCGCAACUCCUCCCCAACGGUAAUGGCCACACCGUUCCCAGCAUCCCCGAUCUCUCCUCCUCUCCAGAAGAGCUCCUUGAUCUGGUCUGCGUGGGAUUCGGCCCCGCCUCACUAGCCAUCGCCAUCGCCCUGCACGAUGCCUACCAGGCGUCCCCCGCGGCUCACCGUCCGCGCGUCCUCUUCCUCGAGAAGCAGACGCGGUUUGCCUGGCACGCGGGGAUGCAGCUGCCGGGGGCCAAGAUGCAGAUCUCGUUCCUGAAAGACCUGGCCACGCCGCGGGACCCGACGUCGCACUUCACCUUCCUGAACUACCUCUUCCGCCAGGGCCGCCUGAACCACUUCAUCAACCUCGGCACCUUCCUGCCCACGAGAGCCGAGUAUGAGGAUUACCUGCGCUGGUGCGCGGCCCACUUCGAGCGCGAGGGCAACGUGAGGUAUGGUGUCGAGGUGGGCAGUGUGAGGGCGGGCGAGAAGAGCGCGGAUGGGAAGGUCACGAGUUUUGUGGUCGAGGGGCGGGAUCAGCUUGGAGAGGUGAUGACGCGGAGAGCGAGGCAUGUGGUGAUUGCUGUUGGGGGGCGUCCAGUCAUCCCUCCCGCUCUUCAAGGCCUGAAGCACGUUCAUCAUUCCAGCCAGUUCGCCAACGCUAUUGGCGGCAUUCAGGAGAGAGAAGCGGGCAGGCCGUUAAAGUUUGCCGUCAUUGGAGCGGGACAGAGCGCCGCCGAGAUCUUCAAUGAUAUCUGGUCUCGAUUCCCAGAUGCCCAAGUACGGCUCAUUAUCAAGGGCCCCAGCUUGAGACCAAGUGAUGAUAGUCCAUUCGUGAACGAGAUCUUCAAUCCCGACCGCGUCGACGGCGUCUACAACCAGACGCCGUCCGAACGCGCCCUCGCCAUCGCCCUGGAUCGCGGCACCAACUACGGCGUCGUGCGGCUCGAGCUCCUCGAGCAUCUGUACGAGAAGCUGUACAUGCAACGGCUCGCGAACCCGGACGAGACGCAAUGGCGCGCCCGCAUCAUCACCAACCGCACCGUGGUAUCCGCAUCCCAAACCUCCACCUCGGGCGUGGUGCUCAGACUGGGCCUACCGGACGGCAAGCAGCGUCGGGAGGAAAAGACGACGAUGACGGACGAGGCUGCUGAAGAUCUCGAGGUCGACUACGUCUUCACCGCUACGGGCUACCAGAGGAACGUGCACGAGGAGAUCCUCUCAGAUCUGAAAACCCUAUUACCUCCCGACCAGGCACACGGAGAGAGAUUACCCGUCGCGAGGAAUUAUCAAGUUUUGUAUGAUGGAGACAAGGUUGAUGGAAGUCAAGCUGGCGUUUGGCUACAGGGUUGCAAUGAGGCGACGCACGGUUUAAGCGAUACACUCCUAUCCAUCCUCGCAGUCCGCGGCGGCGAACUCGUAAGGAGCAUGUUCGGUUCUUCCUCCCCAAGCACCAUCCAAGCAGCCAAUCCCCAAUAAUGCCCCCUUUUCUUAAAAAAAAAACAAAACAAAAAACAAACAAGAAAAAUCCGUUUUGCGCAAAACUUCUGUACCCUCGUUUUCCCCCAGAGCUCGUUUCUAUGUAGAUCUUUAGGAGGAAUGAGGAAUGUAUGUGGU
Amorphotheca resinae ATCC 22711 is the source of this 2119-nucleotide messenger RNA. RefSeq lists its product as hypothetical. Gene Ontology annotation, biological process: intracellular iron ion homeostasis. Lineage: Eukaryota; Fungi; Ascomycota; Leotiomycetes; Helotiales; Amorphothecaceae. The record is from RefSeq and is a predicted model, not a curated record. The transcript is spliced from 3 exons. Bases 305 to 1981 code for a protein of 558 amino acids.